AUGGCUUCGCGCGGCUCUGGUGACGACGAUGACGACGACGACGACGGCAAGCGUCGAAAAUUGGAUCCGAUGGACGUGGGCACGGAUAAGGGUUUCACAUUCACCUCACCAAAUUGGCCGCAAGAACCACGACAACCAAUUUCUGUUCUUGGUCCGAAAUCUCCGGAUCAUCCUGCUUCUUCUUUUUACUACGCUGGAAUCACGGAACUGCCGAAAAUUGCCAGUUUGAAAUUAAUCAAGGUUCAAGAAUACAAACUCCUGGAUUCUUCCCCUACUCCGGCAGCUUUGAGAAAUCAUCAGUCUCCCGAGUCGGAAUUGGACGUAGUUUCUGUUCGGGUUAAAGACAACGACGUGGUUUACGAAUCCGUGAAAACAGUUUCUGUACACUUGCCUGUACAUGGGAAAACCUCAACUAGCAGACAUCAAUUGAUAGACGCCGACAAAGGCGGAAUGAAUCCGAUUCUGGUGACCAAAGAUGACCCGGCAUCCGGGUCCAUUCUUGGCCUCUCAUCGGGAGAUCAUCCGGAUCGGAAAAAGCCGGCUGUUGAUGUGGCCAACAACAAAAUCGACGAUGACGACUAUGAAUCUAAUUAUGUCGAGGACGGUUUCGGGACUUUGUCUACCGAUUCCAACAGCUCAAACUCCGUUGAUUAUCUUUCUGGUGUGAACACGGACUCGAAAACCGCAUUGGACUUGUUGGAAUUGUAUGCGAAGAAAAAGCGACUCAACAUGAAGAGAAAGCUGCGCCGUUGUAAGGAAAUUCCUUUUAGCGGAUCGUUCAAGGCAUUGCGUGGUAUCAGAAUGGACCUCGUGGCGACCAUGCAGCAAAACAUGCGGAAUUGGCGAGACUGUCAGGACAAGAAGUGUGAUUCGGCACGCCAAACCCGGCGGUCGACCGUGUCCGGCUCUCGAGGAACGUAUUUCGAUUCUGAGUUUACUGGUCAGGCGGUAGAACUGACCCCGCCCGAACGUUCCAUGUCAUCCAUCGCGGAAGCAUUGGAACAAUUUUCCCAGUUUUCCUACCACGAGAUCCCGUCGUCGAGCUCGGCACACUCAAGAAGUCUCCUUGGUUCAGCCAUGUGAUCGUAGCGUAUUUUCCUCUUAUUUUUUAAUUCGCCACACUGGAGCGUUUCAAUUCGUGAAGGACUAUAACGACCUGUACAGGUUCACCAAAAUUGUUCAUGUUGUAUGUAACCCCGCAUAAAUCCGAAUGCUGAUCUAAAAGCUGAGUUUCAUGUCAAUAUGUUCGUUACCUGAGUCGCUGAGAAUGAUGUCAAAGUCUAAACUCAGUCCUGUCAGCUUUAGAUUGUGCUGACUUUCCUAGUGACAUCAUGUGUACGUCAGCUCUUGUAUGCUCGUGUGUACAGCUACUUGUGAGGGGAACUUGAGUUGCGGAUAUUCAGCGAAUUUUAUAGUCGUUGGUGCUUAACAUCUGCGUAAGCAUAAAUUACAUUUGUAAUCGUGGUAUGACGACGCGUUGUUCACGAAGUCCAAACUUUUGUUGACCCGCGUCUUUCCGCAAGAUGAGGAAAACCCCCGAUAUAUUCAGCAUAAUGAAACAAUUACGGUUCUAUUGGAGCUAUAAAACAUUGAAAUUUCUGAACUGAGUUGGCGCUCGGUGUGUAUUUUGAGUAAUUGUGUGGUGUUUUUGGUGUGGCGUAUGAGUGAGAGGUGUUUGGCGGUGCUUCUUGCUGCUGUGCAGGGUGUCUUAUUGUGAAAUGUUUCUCAGCUUACUGACAGUGUUGCCUUGGGCCAGAAAAGAGUAGACCAGUUUUUUCUUUCCUUUUUUAACGUGAUAUCUCAUCGAUGGUUGAAACUACCAACUCGAAAGGAAAAUGUCAACGUCAAGUUCCUUCUACUGAAUUUCCGUCGAAGUCUAAAUCCAAGGAUCAUAGUGUAUUUCUGUGGCCGCUGGAAUCAGCCUGCCCGAAAAGAAUUUUCUGAAUCGGUAUUUUCUUGAAACCAAUACACGCUCGUAAUCUCCAUUUCAAAAAAUCGACGGAGAAUUGAGAAGGAAAGAUUGAGGCGAUUAAUUUAAUGCUGGAACUAGUUGUGGAGAAGGCAGUGUCGUUGUAGGACAGGAGCUAUGCUGGCCACUUCUUCCAAUGUUGAACGUAAAUUUAAAAUAGGGCACAGGCUUCUAAAACGAAUAUAGUUGCUGUAUCGUACGGAGGAAUGGGACGAACAAUGGUUUUUUUCGUACUUGUCAAUAGCAAUGCAGGCACAGCUGUAAAACUGAGACGUUAUCAUAGAGGUAAAUGAAUCGAGUGAACUUGAAGUCGACUUUUGGUGGCUCGAACUUUCUGGUCCACUCCGUAUGAACUAUACCUCCCUGAAGUGGCUCAAGGUGGGUUCUCUCGUGUUCUGCACUGGUAAAUCAGAAGUGUUCUGGCUGUGGACUCAUGUUGUAGUGGCUGUAAUUUUUGAGAUUUUCCUUCUGAUGAGCAUUAGAGGGUCUUCUUUUAUUCAACGGAUGUUUCCCAAAUUUCAUCCUUGUUUGACGAGGGCCUGUUCAUGAAUUGUGCUGUCCCAGGGCAACCAUGUUUGGUUUAGCGAGAAUGGACCGCGGAAAGAAUUAUUGCCAUUCAGCGUAAAGCUAGUUCUUAUUCUGGUUUGGAUGCGUAGUUCGUUUUUUGUUUUGUUUUUCCUCUUUGUGCUGGAAGGUGGGAAAAGAUUCACUUACUUGAACGCGUGGAUGAUGCGACUUCGCAGCUGAGUAGUUGACGGUGAGUCGAUGGAAAUAAAAGCAAAAACUGUCCA
Molecule: messenger RNA, 2760 nt
Organism: Notodromas monacha
Lineage: Eukaryota; Metazoa; Arthropoda; Ostracoda; Podocopida; Cyprididae
Source: the annotation of a GenBank genome assembly